AUGAGCAAAGCUAUAUCGAAAUCUCAGUUGAAAGUCAUCACAAAAGCUAUCAAUAAACACUAUCCAUCAAGCUAUGCGGACAGCAGUUGGGACAAUACUGGUCUUUUGAUUGAUUGUUCAAAAAACGAAAACGUUACAACCGAAGUAAAAAAACCGUUAGUUUUACUCACUGUUGAUUUAACGUCAUCGGUUGCGCAAGAAGCAAUUGAACGUGAUUGCAAUGUAAUUCUUGCCUACCACCCCUUCAUAUUCCCAAGCUGGAAAAACCUGAAUCCGUCACGUAAUUCCCAGCACGAUAGCGCCAUCAAAUUAAUACAGCAGGGCAUUUCCGUUUAUUGCCCACAUACCGCCGUUGAUGCAGCCAAGGAUGGAGUAAAUGAUUGGCUUUCCCAUGGCCUAGUCGCUCACGAGCGCACAAUGAUCGCUUCAAGUGAGUCUAUUGAGUCUAUUAAGGAUAAGCCGAUAAAUGGAGAAGAUAGCACAGAAGUGGGAUAUGGCCGUUUGGUAAAACUAGCCAGCCCUUUGACUUUGAAACAAGUAAUUAAGAACGUCAAGAACUCUUUGGGAAUAGACCACUUACAAGUUGCAUCUCAUUAUGAGCCUGCCAACCAUUCGAUUAAGACGAUCGCACUAUGUGCUGGCAGUGGCAGUGGUGUUUUCAGAUCUCUGAGAGAAGAUGUGGACCUUUAUUACACUGGAGAGCUUUCUCACCACGAAAUAUUGAAAUAUAAAGAAAUGGGCAAAAGCGUAAUCAUAUGCAACCAUUCGAACACAGAACGUGGUUAUUUAAGAGAGCAAAUGUGUCACAUACUGAAAAGCGAAGGUGUUGACUGCAUCGUCAGUGAGAAUGAUAAGGACCCUCUUAAUGUAGUCUAA
Messenger RNA from Zygotorulaspora mrakii, 876 nucleotides. RefSeq lists its product as uncharacterized. The coding region runs from base 1 to 876 and encodes 291 amino acids. Lineage: Eukaryota; Fungi; Ascomycota; Saccharomycetes; Saccharomycetales; Saccharomycetaceae. The transcript has a single exon. The record is from RefSeq and is a predicted model, not a curated record. Gene Ontology annotation, cellular component: cytoplasm; mitochondrion.